Messenger RNA from Adineta ricciae, 579 nucleotides. The record is from the annotation of a GenBank genome assembly. NCBI's taxonomy places the organism in Eukaryota, Metazoa, Rotifera, Eurotatoria, Adinetida, Adinetidae.
AUGCCUGCACGUAAUUAUCCAGACUUACAAGACCUAGCAACAACCAUAUUCACGUAUGAGAAUUCCAAUGUUGCUGCGACACAAUUAAUCAAAACAAUCGCCAAAGAAUCAGGAUGCACAGAAUGCACAUCCGCAACUUCAUCCACAUAUUUUGCCAACGGUGGCGAAAACAUAACGCUUGCCAAAAUCCUCACUUUACUUGCAUUGUCAAUGUUGCGACAUAUUUCUGUAGUUAGAAUUUCGACAUCCCUCAACGAGCCACCACCUGAAGGUUAUGAACUAUGCAAAUGUACAAAUUGCGAAGAGAAAACAUGGGAAGAUCAUGUUUUCAAGGAUGACCUUGACGAUGAAGUUUCAGUGUAUGGUAACCUACAUUUGGAACGUGUACACUCGUAUACGAACAACAGGAAUGCAUUUAUGCAUAUCAGAAUUUCGUCCAGAGUAUUUGAAGAUCUCAACGAUAAUGAUAGUUAUGACGAUGACGACGACGACGAUUUUCCUGGACAAGCAUCUUCCUACUUUUCGGAAUCACCGUUUCCUUGUGGUGAUCCAUUUGAUUCAUACGAUUGGGAAUGCUGA